Molecule: messenger RNA, 888 nt
Organism: Naegleria lovaniensis
Lineage: Eukaryota; Heterolobosea; Eutetramitea; Acrasida; Naegleriidae
Exons: 3
Coding region: 1-888 (295 amino acids)
Source: RefSeq, a predicted model, not a curated record
AUGUCAGAAUCCACAGAAACCACUCCACCAACCAUCGAAGAGAUUCUUCGCGUGAGAGAUCGUCUCGAACAACUCAUUUCUCUCACCGACAACAAGACUCGACGAUUUGCAUGGCCUUCCGAUGAUGAAAUGUAUUCAGAAAGUGAAAAAAAGUUUUAUCUCUAUCUUGGGAUGAAAAUUAAUUUUUCUGAUUUAUUUUUUACCAUGUGUUUACAAAAGGAAGCCAUUGGUACACCUCCAUGUCUAAAAAAGUAUGAAAAUCUCUCUCUUUUAGAACACCAAUUCAGUGCCAAAGAACGAAAAGAAUUAUUUUCUGAUCUCUUAUCAUGUGCCUACAUGAGUGAAAGUCCAACUAAACAACCAGUCUAUCAAUUCUAUGACAAGGUUGCUCUAGAUCGAUAUUUAUUGAUUCGCGAAUAUGAAAAUCAAUUUAUUUAUCAACCUGGAUCACUCAAAACAAUGCCUUCUCUCUAUCAUGCUUUUACCACACAAAUUCCUGAUCCUCGUGACAAGUUAGAAGGAGACAAUAUGGAUCAACUCACCGAAGAGGACAUUUCCAAAUUGAAAAUUUUGUUUCAAAAAUUUAACUAUGAAAAACAAUUCAAUCACAUCUUGCAAGAUUAUCAAAACAUUUCAAAAUUUCCACCCUUGUUUUUGGCAUUUGCAAAUACGGCUUGCAUUCCCUAUUGUAGAAAACAUGUCAUGAAUUGUUUGAGAAAUGUACUUGAGAUCAGAAAUGUGUUCAAAGCGAAAGAAAUGGAUGAUUCUGCUGUUCUUGAUCAAGUCACUCUUGAAGAGGCCUAUCAUUGUUUAUAUGAACCAUGUUGUGCCAAGGUGUCAAAUUUAAUCGAUCAUGUGAAAAAUAUGGAAACUAAAAGUAAGAUUUAA